Molecule: messenger RNA, 2205 nt
Organism: Achroia grisella
Lineage: Eukaryota; Metazoa; Arthropoda; Insecta; Lepidoptera; Pyralidae
Product: BOS complex subunit ncln
Exons: 10
Coding region: 117-1769 (550 amino acids)
Biological process (GO): regulation of signal transduction
Cellular component (GO): endoplasmic reticulum membrane
Source: RefSeq, a predicted model, not a curated record
CGACCGAUACUGUAUGUACUUUUGUAGUCACACGUAAGAUUUCUAAUUGAAUUAUGUGUUAAAAAAUAAAUUGUUGUGUUAAUUUGCUUAGUAUUUGCGAAUAAUUAGUGUCCAAUAUGUGGUUAGACGAGGCUGAUGGCUUUGCCGAAAUUUUCAAAGGCUAUUUGCCCUACUAUUUGCUCGUGGCUCUGCCUAUUUUUAUCAUCAUGUCCCCAGUGAACCCUGUUGCCGCAUCCCAUGAAUUUUCAGUAUACAGAAUGCAACAAUACGACUUACAUACAGUAUCUCAUGGGUGUCGCAGCGCCAGCUUUAACUUAGAAGGCAGAUCUCUAACUUCUUGGAGUACAUCUCGGCACUGUGUAGUGGCGCGAGUGGAAGACAUUUCCAUUGAACAAUUUAUGGAGAUCAGGAGCAAAGCAGGUGCAUUACUUCUGGUGCUACCAAAAAAUAACACUUUGUUGUCACCUGAAGACAAAGAGCAUAUUCAACUUCUUGAGAUGGCAAUGAUUCAAAAUGAGGUCAAUGCUCCAGUGUACUUUGCUGAGUGGAGUCCUGACUUUGAAGAUAUUCUGAAGGACUUGCAACAUAGUUUUAUAACUGAUGAUAAAUCAGGAACAGCACUUGAAGCUAUGUUCAACAGUGUCUCCUCUAAUGGUUACCAAAUAGUGGUGUCAGCAUCGACGCCUGCGAAGUUGGAUUCGAAGCCAGUGACCCUGCACGGCAAGCUGGUGGGUCGCUCGGGCUCUGCGCAGACUAUCGUCAUUGCUGCACAUUACGACUCAGCUGGUGUUGUUCCUGAGUUAUCUCAAGGCGCGGACUCUAACGCGUCAGGUACAGUAGCGGUUCUGGAGUUGGCCCGUAUAUUCUCGCGGUUGUACUCAACAGCUGCGGGCCGCGGUGCACCCACGCUGCUCUUUGUUCUCACUUCCGCUGGACACUCCCUUAACUACUUCGCUGCGAAGAAGUGGUUAGAGGAACAGCUGGAUUCCACUGACGCUUCAUUAUUGCAGGAUGUCUCCUUCGUGAUGUGCCUGGAUUCCAUAUCGGCGGCCCCAUCACUUACCAUGCACGUAUCGAAGCCUCCGAAGCCGGGCGGCGCGGCACACUCCAUCAAGUCCAGGCUAGGAGCUCCCAUCAAUCAUAAAAAGAUCAAUUUAGCAGAUGAGACACUCGCUUGGCAGCACGAGAGAUUCAGUAUUAGAAGGAUGACAGCGUUUACAUUAAGCGCUUUACAGAGUCAUAAAGAGCCAUCAAGAGGUUCUCUCCUGGAUACACCAUCAGAUCUGUCGGAGUCGAAUCUGGUGAGGAACAUAGGAGUGUUGGCGCGAGCUCUCGCUUCCCACGUGUACAAUCUGACUGACGAGGUUAAUAAUGAAGACGCCAUCUUGUAUGAUGAAUUGUUGGGUGUAGACGAAGGGGCGAUCAAACAUUGGUACAAAUAUUUGUCGUCACAAUCUAGGGCACCUCAAAUAGUCACCACACUACCACCAAAUACUGGUGUGACGGGUGCGUUGGAGAGGACUUUGUCCAGAUACAUGGAGGUCACUGUGAGCUCACACGCGGUUGAUAAGCGGGAACCAGAGUACACGUUGUACGGCCCGACCACAGCGCAGUUAUAUGUAUACAGUGUAAAACCGGCGGUGUUCGACUUAAUCCUCACGUUGGGUAUAGUGGCGUACCUCACAGUCGUAUAUUUUGCGAUACAACUUUUCCCGCGUUUCUACGAAGAGUACGCUCGGAUAGUGACUGGAAAAGAAAAAAUUAAUUAGUCCUACAUACCGGCUGUGUGAAUUAGACUUUAUGUUCAUAAUUAUAAGAGUAAUUUUGCUAUGUCUAAUAGUAUAUAUACUAAGAACGUUCGUCGCCGAAGUAUUGCAAUGUUGGUAUAAUUUGUCAAUAUUUUCUAGAAACUUAUUCCAACUAAUAACCCCAUUGUGGAAUCAUCCUCUAGCAAUGGUAUUUCCGAACCGAUACCAUAUUACCUUCAAUAGAAAAAAGUUUAGUCCUUUCUAAAAGCCGGCAAUGCACUUGCAGUUCCCCUGGUGUUGCAGGUGCUUAUGGGCGGCGGUAGUCACUUACCAUCAAGUGUGCCACUAGCUCGUUUGUGUUUGCGCUAUAAAAAAAAUAUUACCCAAAAUUUCUGGUGAUAUUACCAGAAAUUUUCGGUAUUAUUUUAGUUGGUUAAUUGUCAGGUGUUUUCUAGUG